This is a messenger RNA of Phytophthora sojae, 564 nucleotides long. RefSeq lists its product as hypothetical. The record is from RefSeq and is a predicted model, not a curated record. The transcript has a single exon. The coding region runs from base 1 to 564 and encodes 187 amino acids. NCBI's taxonomy places the organism in Eukaryota, Oomycota, Peronosporomycetes, Peronosporales, Peronosporaceae.
AUGGUUCGCCUGUUCUGCUGUAUCUACGGCGAGAAGGGUAGUGCGUUCUGUGCGAGUGUCGAUGCUGAGGAUAUUGUCGGCGAGCUGAAGGACGUGAUCGCAGCGAAGCUAAAGGUGAAGUUCCCCGCAAACCGCCUGCGGCUCUUUUUGGCGUAUCACGACGGCGCAUGGCUGAAGUCCGAGUCGGACGAUGUCAAGAAGCUCAACAAGGGUAGACAGACUGCUGUCCUCGUCGCGCUCACUGCCCAAGACAAAGAGCUAAGCAUGUGCGAAUACGUUGGUGAAGUGUUGAAGGAUAAACCAAAGCCGACAUGUGGACAAAUUUACCUGCUUGUGAAGGCUCCGCGUGGCUCAAUCUGGGAUGACUACACAUGGGACCCACCUACAGUCGAGCAUAAGAUUCUAUCGGCCUCGCAGCAAUCCGUGGUCAGACUGUCGUCUCCUGUUGGCUCAGGAGCAGCUUUAGUUGUGGACCGAACGACGACGCACGUGUAUUUGAUGACCAGCUUACAUUUGUGGAUUGACGAGGCAUUUGCCGAGCACUUGAGCGACAAAUUCAAGUAA